This is a messenger RNA of Chelonoidis abingdonii (Abingdon island giant tortoise), 2713 nucleotides long. NCBI's taxonomy places the organism in Eukaryota, Metazoa, Chordata, Testudines, Testudinidae. The record is from RefSeq and is a predicted model, not a curated record.
GACCCUUGGUUGAGGCUCAAUCGGGCUCCAGCAGCGGGAGGGGAGGAGGAGCCGAGGCCCCGUGACUGCCCGGGCCCAGCUGCGGAGGAAGCGCCGCGCGGAUCAGUCUCCUCCUGCCAGUCCCCAGGCUCCGCAGCGCGCCCUGCAGCGGGCCGGAACAUGUCCAAGAAGGGAGGGAAACAAACUGAAACAGGAAGGGAAGUACAUGUACCAUGUAAACGAGCAAAGGUGGAAGCAUCUUGCCCUUCUUCACCUAUGAACUAUGACAGCCCAGACAGUGUCUUUGAAAGUUUGAUCUUUCCCAUCGAACAAGAGAAAUUCUUCAAGGAGUAUUGGGAACAAAAGCCACUGCUUAUUCAGAGAGAUGACCCUUCAGUGGCUGCGUACUACCAGUCUCUCUUCCAGUUAAUGGAUUUGAAGGAGCUGUCCAGCCAGGGUUUAUACUAUGGAAGAGAUGUUAAUAUCUGCAGAUGCAUGAAUGGAAAAAAGAAGGUUUUAAAUAAAGAUGGCAAAGUGAACUAUAUGCAGCUGAAGAGAGACUUUGAUCAGAAAAAAGCAACGAUACAGUUUCACCAGCCUCAGAGAUUUAAGGAUGAGUUGUGGAGGAUCCAGGAGAAGCUGGAAUGCUACUUUGGCUCUUUGGUUGGCUCCAAUGUUUACAUUACUCCUCCAGGGUCCCAGGGUCUGCCUCCCCACUACGAUGAUGUUGAGGUGUUUAUCCUUCAGCUGGAAGGAGAGAAACACUGGCGUCUCUACAAACCUACUGUGCAUUUAGCUCGAGAGUAUAAUGUUGAAUCAGAGGAUCAUAUUGGGAAUCCAACACAUGAAUUCAUAUUAAAGCCAGGAGAUUUGUUAUACUUUCCAAGAGGAACUAUCCACCAAGCUGACACUCCUCUGGGGGGAUCAUAUUCUACUCACGUGACCAUCAGCACCUACCAAAACAAUUCUUGGGGAGAUUUCUUGUUAGAUGCGAUUCCUGGGCUUGUGUUUGAUACAGCGAAGGAAAAUGUGGAUCUACGGACAAGUAUACCAAGGCAACUACUGAUGCAGGUGGAUAUAGCUGACUCAACAAGGAGAUUAAGCAGCUUUCUGAGAAGUCUUGCAGACCGGCUGGAAAACACCAAAGAACUGAGAUCCUCUGACAUGAAGAAGGAUUUCAUCAUGAACCGAUUACCACCUUUCUUGGGAAACAGCUCUGAUCCCUUGGCUCCAGGUGGAAAAUUACCAAAAUUAGACAGCAAAAUCAGAUUGCGGUUUAAAGAUCAUGCCAUAAUUACUGUGGAACCUGAUCAAGACAAUUCUGAGGAGCUUCGCAAAGAGAUGGUUUAUGUCUAUCACUCUUUAAAGAACAGGAGAGAGAGGCACAUGAUGGGGAAUGAAGAUGAUGACACUAGUGAAGAAGGGAUAUCUGAGAGAGCCUGUGAUUGGUGCUUUUAUCACGAUGCCUGAAGGGAUCCUCCCUUUCUUGCUCAGGACAAUGUUGAUGACUUCAACAGUGUGACUGGCCUUCGCUUCAUCUGUGAUCAUGUAUAUUUUACUGAGCAGAGUGUCAAUGCCUCUGGGAUGUGUCCGAAUGUCUGAUUAACAUAAAUCUGAACCAACUAAAGCUUUGACCUGAAAGAGUUGAGAGUGCAGGAUUCUUCAAAAACAGCUAUGCUGUACAAAAUAUUUAGAGGCAAAAGAUAUUGUAGGCUAUUUGUCUAGCACUUGUUUUUUGCUUUGGUAAUUGGAACCAGGCUUUACAUAUGCCCUCAUAACUCUUGUACAACUUAAAUGUUGCUCUGCCACCUCAAAUAGUCUCACUUUGAUUGGCAUUUUUUAAUGUAAUAACACAGGCCUUGUUUAUACUAGAGAAAUUUGGUGUGCUUGACUGCUAUCGCCUGUAUUUGUAGCAAACCGUGUGUCUAUGCUCACAAUUUCUUCCCUGGCACACAGAUAUCCUGCACUGGCUUUAGGAUUAGACUUCAUGUAGGCAAGUCUAAUCAUCGUGUGGGUCUAAGGCAAGGCCUGGCAGAAAUCCCACAAUGCGCCUGACCUUGCUGCAGUGAGGACUUAGAGUAGAACAGGGUCACAGCAAAGCCCUCCAUAUUAAGUAGCACCAUGGUAUGGAGUCCCCAACCCAUGCCUUCCGAUGGCUGAAACAUCCCUUGAGAGCUCCACUGGAGGGGCAAAUGCUGGAUUGCCCAGAGAAAAGAGGAAAAAACACCAAGAAACAAAUGACAAGAAUGAAAGUGAAGCUCUCUCUCUCCCUAUGCACUCAGCCUAAGGGAGGAUGCGGUCAAUGGAAAAACCCUCAGGCCCAUGACAUCUCUGUGAGCACUGGUUGUGGCUACCACAUGCUACCUACAUGUGGUCUUUAAAAUAGGCAGUGGUGCAGCCCAAAAAUAUGAAUGAGGUAAAUGUAUGUGACACCCCCCAGAGCCACUAUGCUCCUUUCAGCAGGGAGCUAUGUACAGGGGACAAUAAUCCAGAUGCUUCAUGUUCCCGGAACAGGAUACCUACUGUGGAUGCUCUGCACUGUUGGUGUUCACGCUUGCAUCACAUCAGUGCAGGUCAUGAUGGAAUAACUCUCUAGUGCAACGUGUAAAAAUACAUAUGGUGUUGUGGGAGAGACUUUCUAAAAUAUCUGCAUGUUGUUUCAAUUAGGCCUUAAUUUUACCCUUGUCUGAUUUUUUUUUUUUUUUUUUUUUGGGGGGGUGUGUGUGAAUUUCCU